AUGAAGGUGUGCAAAGGAUUCUUACGGCAUGGACACAGGUUUUUCCACUUACUUUUUAAAGCAUUUUCCCAGUCUUUUUAUGUCUUUUCUUGCUUUUUAUUUUUGUUGUGUUUGUGUUUGAGACACAACCAGUGGCAGAGCCAUAUAACUGGAGUCACAGGUUUGAGUUAUUCACAAUUGUGUGCUCAGUCGAAGAAUCUCUUAAGGGCUGUGUGCCUUCUACCCAGGGCCUUGGUUGGAAGAAUCUAUGAAGAAAAAAAAAAAGCAUCCUGGGAAUCCCGCCGAAAUGGCCCUUUCAGUUAG
Molecule: messenger RNA, 303 nt
Organism: Pipistrellus nathusii (Nathusius's pipistrelle)
Lineage: Eukaryota; Metazoa; Chordata; Mammalia; Chiroptera; Vespertilionidae
Source: the annotation of a GenBank genome assembly